Molecule: messenger RNA, 1035 nt
Organism: Nelumbo nucifera (sacred lotus)
Lineage: Eukaryota; Viridiplantae; Streptophyta; Magnoliopsida; Proteales; Nelumbonaceae
Source: RefSeq, a predicted model, not a curated record
AUGGCCAAUAAUCACAUUGGAGUGAACCCAUCACAACCUUCAAUUCCGAUUUUCCAAGGGAGUAAUUAUGAUGUGUGGAGUACCAAGAUGAAGACCUUGUUUUUAUCCCAAGAACUAUGGGAUUUAGUGGAGAAGGGCUAUACUAAAGACGGAGUGGCAGCUGAUGCUCUCAGAGACCUCCGAAAGAAGGAUGCCAUUGCUUUAUUCUUCAUCCAACAAGCUGUGGAUGACGUGAUUUUCCGACGCAUAUCUGCUGCAACAAGGUCCAAAGAAGCCUGGGAUAGACUGUAUACAGCGUAUCAAGGCACUGCAAAAGUGGUAACUGUUAAACUUCAAACUCUUCGUAGAAAAUUUGAAAGUUUGCUUAUGAAAGAUGGAGAUGUUUUGUCUGAUUAUAUUUCCAACGUGAUUGAUGUUGUGAAUCAAAUUAGAAAGUAUGGUGAAUAUUUGAGUGAGCAAAAAGUGGUUGAGAAAAUUCUUAGGAGUUUGCCUAAGAAAUAUGAUCAUGUUGUGGCUGCAAUAGAAGAAUCAAAAGACUUGAGUGUGUUAACUCUUGAUGAGUUGCAGGGUUCUCUUUUCUCUCAUGAAGAUAGGAUGAAGAGAUAUGAUGAUGUUUCUGUUGAGAAUGCUUUUUACAGUAAGAUGCAGCUCUCACAAGGUGAACCAAGAAGUCAGAGCAACUCUAAGUCGCAUGGUGGUUCUUCGUCACGAGGAAGAAGAGGAGGCAGAAGCAGUGGUCGUUCCAAUGAGUACGAUCAAGGUUCAAGAAACUAUGAUAAAGGUGAGAAUCAAAGCCCUAAACAGUGUUACUACUGUAAGAGAUAUGGCCAUAUAGAGAAAUUUUGCUGGCGUAAGGAGCAGCAUGCCAAUCUAGCCCAGGAGAAAGGGGAAGAUGAUACCGAAAGUCUGUUUCUUGCAUGUUUCUCUGCCAAAGAAUGUUCUCCAAAAACUUGGUACAUCGACAGCGGCUGCAGCAAUCACAUGACAAGUGAUUUACAUCUUUUCACCGAUUUAGAUGAAUCUGUGACUAGCUAG